Messenger RNA from Cynocephalus volans (Philippine flying lemur), 1038 nucleotides. RefSeq names its product NIPA magnesium transporter 1 (gene NIPA1). Gene Ontology annotation, cellular component: membrane. Gene Ontology annotation, molecular function: magnesium ion transmembrane transporter activity. The record is from RefSeq and is a predicted model, not a curated record. The transcript has 5 exons. Gene Ontology annotation, biological process: magnesium ion transport. NCBI's taxonomy places the organism in Eukaryota, Metazoa, Chordata, Mammalia, Dermoptera, Cynocephalidae. Bases 1 to 972 code for a protein of 323 amino acids.
AUGGGGACUGCAGCGGCCGCGGCGGCGGCCGGGGAGGGGGCGCGGAGCCCGAGCCCCGCCGCCGUGUCGCUCGGCCUGGGCGUGGCCGUCGUGUCGAGCCUGGUGAACGGGUCCACGUUCGUGCUGCAGAAGAAGGGCAUCGUGCGCGCCAAGCGGCGAGGUACUUCCUAUUUAACAGACGUGGUGUGGUGGGCCGGCACAAUUGCAAUGGCCGUUGGCCAGAUUGGAAACUUCCUGGCUUACACAGCAGUCCCCACGGUCCUGGUGACUCCCCUGGGUGCCCUUGGAGUGCCGUUUGGGUCCAUUUUAGCUUCUUAUCUUCUGAAGGAGAAGCUCAACAUCUUGGGCAAGUUGGGAUGUCUGCUGAGCUGCGCAGGCUCUGUCGUGCUCAUCAUCCACUCCCCGAAGUCCGAGAGUGUGACCACACAGGCCGAGCUGGAGGAGAAACUGACCAAUCCAGUGUUUGUGGGCUACCUGUGCAUCGUGCUGCUCAUGCUGCUGCUGCUGAUCUUCUGGAUUGCUCCGGCCCACGGGCCCACCAACAUCAUGGUCUACAUCAGCAUCUGCUCCUUGCUGGGGAGCCUCACCGUGCCUUCCACCAAGGGCAUCGGGCUGGCAGCCCAAGACAUCGUACAUAACAACCCAUCUAGCCAGCGAGCUCUGUGCCUGUGCCUGGUGCUGCUGGCCGUGCUGGGCUGCAGCAUCAUCGUCCAGUUCAGGUACAUCAACAAGGCGCUAGAGUGCUUCGACUCCUCGGUGUUUGGGGCCAUCUACUACGUCGUGUUCACCACACUGGUCCUGCUGGCCUCUGCCAUCCUCUUCCGCGAGUGGAGCAACGUGGGCUUUGUGGACUUCCUGGGAAUGGCCUGCGGAUUCACCACUGUCUCCGUGGGGAUCGUCCUCAUACAGGUGUUCAAAGAGUUCAAUUUCAACCUUGGGGAGAUGAACAAAUCUAACGUGAAAACAGACUAGGAUGUAGCUGGGGCUUGAGUGGCUCAAGCAGCAGGCACAGGAGCUGGUUUUUGGUCCUGACUGCAU